GUUCAUCGCUUUUACCUGGUGUUAACAAUGACAUCAACGACACAUUUGGACAAGAUAAAAGUGAACAUAAAAUCAUCAAAGGGCCAUUAGUAAAGGAAACAGGUAUUGAUGACGAGAAUGACGAAUUGGGACCGAUCUUCGUCGUAAAUCAAACGAUAGAACAUCACGAUAAUAAAACAGUCAAAUUGGAUAAGGAAGAAUUUAACGGAACUGAGUACAAGAUAGAAAAUGAAAGUGUUGAUAAUAAUGAUAAUAACAUUAUUAUGAAUAUCAAUAUUAAUAAAAGUGGUGGUCAUACUGCUGAUGAGAAGAAUAAUCACACUAAAUACUAUACAUAUUAUCAUGGUCCACGUCGACUACCUGAUGAACCUAUGGCUUCAUAG
Messenger RNA from Schistosoma bovis, 383 nucleotides. The record is from the annotation of a GenBank genome assembly. Lineage: Eukaryota; Metazoa; Platyhelminthes; Trematoda; Strigeidida; Schistosomatidae.